AUGUCUACCGAAAGCUUGAGUUCUGAAGUAGAAAAAAGGUCACCGGAAGAAGAAGAUCUGGUGGCAAGGAGUACCAAAAAGGUCAAGAUGGAUGAAUUCAUACAAGAAGAGAAUCAGAUGGAGGACAAAGAACAGACCAUAGAACCGGCUGAAGAGACUAUGGAGGAGGGACACAGCGUGCCAGAAGAAGAAGUAGGUGUUCAGGAGACCAUUCCGGAACAAGCAACGAAGGCUUCCUAUAAAGACAGACUGAUAAGCAAUGGUUUAGACAAACUGAAUCCAGAAGAGAUUGUGGACAUGGUAGCAGAAGAUUAUCUUUCUGAGGAAGAUCUAAUGGAAUCAGAGGAGGAUGAAAAGACUCCCUUCAAUCCUAUGCCAAAAAUCGAAGUUACGCUCGAAGAGUAUGACCAAUGGUGUAGACCAUGGAAGCAAUCACUCAUAGUGAAACCUCUGGGAAAGAAGCUGAACCUACCUAUUAUGGAGAGAUGGGUUAAUAGAAGAUGGUCCAAGAAGGGGGCAGUCCAUGUCAUGGACUUAGAAGGAGGAUAUUUUUUGAUCCGCUUCUCGGACCAGGGAGACUAUGCGCAUGCCUUCUUUGAAAGACCAUGGAUGAUUGCUGAUCAUUAUCUCCUUAUUCAGAGAUGGAGACCUUUGUUCAUCCCGAAGGAAAAUGAGGUUCAAAAGGUAGCAGUUUGGGUACGUAUCCCAAAUCUCCCCGCAGAAUUAUACAAUAGAUAUUUCUUAUGGAAGGUGGGUAAAUCUAUUGGAACUAUGCUGAAAGUAGAUGAACACACUUCUAUACAUUCAAGAGGCAAGUUUGCAAGGAUUUGUGUUGAGAUCGAUAUUCGAAAAAAAUUGGUGCCGUCCUUCUCAGCACUUGGGAAAGAAUUCAACCUUGUGUACGAAGGACUACAUCAAAUCUAUUUUAAUUGCGGUAAAUACGGUCACCGAAUAGAGGGCUGUCCGGAUGAAAAUAAAAAAGGACAGAAGGAAACAAGGCUUGACCAACAGAACCACCAUGCAGCUGCCGGAGAUCUUCCUGCUCAGAACACUUCCGAACAGAUUCCAAUUCCAAACCAGAAAGGGAAAGAAAUUGUGAUGGAGAAAAAUCACGGGGCUGGUCUUGAGGAGAAAGCCGUUGCUAAUAAUGAGCAAUCUUCUGAGAUUUUUACCAAAAAUAAGGUAGCUGAUACAAGUAAGAAGGUGGGGUCCUUUGGCCCGUGGAUGAUUGUAAAGAAGCCCCAAAGAAGAAAUAAACAGAGAUCUGGAGAAUUUAAUGAGGAGAAAAAGAAAGCAGUUAAUGCAAACAGAUUUGGCAUACUAGUCGAUGAAGAAAACAACCAGGAAACAAAUAUGGAAAAACAAGAUAUUGCCAAUUUGGACAAGAAAGAAGGUGGGAACCAGACAAGCAAGGAAGAUCAGCAAGGAGGUAGGGUGGAAGCAUCUCUGAAAUUACAAGGUGCAGGAAAUAAGAAAAAUAUUUUUAACAAAGCAAAUAAAGGAAAAAAUACUGAGAAUAGCAGGAAGUUCUCUGCUGGCAUUUACAAAAGCCAUCAGCAAGGAAACCACAUUGACUUCAACGAACCUUUCAACCCUCUUCUAAGCAAUCUUAUUGCCAAGACCAUGGGUGGAGGCAGACCGGAAGGAGAAAGCAGUGGUACUCUCAAGGACAAACCACCAGAAAUAAAUCAGGAUGAAUAUAUGAACAUGAUUAUGGAUGGCAGACAUGACAAGCAGCCAGUGCAAAUUCCGGUUGGAGAAGACGAGGAAGAGGAAUAUGGUCCCAAGCCUAUGGAUGACUAA
This is a messenger RNA of Arachis ipaensis, 1803 nucleotides long. Lineage: Eukaryota; Viridiplantae; Streptophyta; Magnoliopsida; Fabales; Fabaceae. The record is from RefSeq and is a predicted model, not a curated record.